GCCAACCUGGGUACAAAUGCUGUGACGCCUCAACAGACCGUGCUGAUGAACGGGCAACAGCAGCUGUUGUCUCCAUCGUCUGCUACUGUUCCCCCCUCCCCUUCCCCUGCCACCCUCCAGGCCAAUGCGUCACCUAACAAGUUUGUUGUCACCUCCGACUACAUACAACAAUCCAUCAAGAAUGCACUGAAACAAGAGAACUUGAACCCCGAGAUCGAGGAGAAGCUGCUGCAACUACAGAGGUACCAGCAGGAGAAGCAGGUGAAGAAGGAGGGAGUCGCGCCAGUCAGUCCUGCUCCAUCACCCGUUGCGCCAACCCCGCCCGCUAAACCUGCACCGGCCAGGAAGCGGCCUUCGGCACCGGCUCACGAUAGUACGGAAGGGGAGACUCCUAAGAAGAAAGUGCAGAGGGUAGAACAUAAGGAGGGCAAAAGUGAGAGAAGCAGUGGUGGAGGCAAGGGUGGCAGGUCAGGGAAGCUGCAAGAAGAGAAGAAGCGGCAACAGAUACAGACCAAACUGCAGGUCCUCUUGUUCAGGCAUAAAGAGUUACUGAAGAAAGACAUUCUGAAAAAGAGGGCUUUGCUGGAGAAAGAUCUGCAAAUCCAAAUACAGUCGUCUUUGCAGCAAGAACUGACUUUGGAGCUGGCGGCACGCACCAAGGUUGAGCGCAACAAGCAAGAUGACACUCCGCCUGGCCGAACUGAGCGCACAACAACAGGCAGUGCGAAACGGAAGAGUGCACCGGUCCAUGCGCCCCGGCGCAAGAACAACAAGGCUCCAUCCGCCGUUCCACCAUCCUCCAAGCCAUCCAACAAGAAGGAAAAACUGUUGUGCCUGUGUCGAACGCCAUAUGAUGACACCAAGUUCUACGUUGGGUGUGACCUGUGCAACAACUGGUUCCACGGCGACUGUGUAGGCAUCACCGAGGACAUGAGCAAGACACUGACGGAGUUUGUCUGCACAGAGUGUCGACACGCACGUGACACCCAGGAGCUCUACUGCCUCUGCAAGCAGCCCUACGACGAGUCUCAGUUCUACAUCUGCUGCGACCGUUGUCAGGACUGGUUCCACGGCCGCUGUGUAGGCAUCCUGCAGUCGGAAGCGGACAACAUCGAUGAGUAUGUCUGCCCCAACUGUCAGCGCAACUCCUCCAUCAACUUCGCCAACAUGAAGAAUCUCAACACAAAGGAUUUUGAGGCUCUCCGGAAACUCAUCAAGCAGCUGCAAAGCCACAAAAGUGCCUGGCCAUUCAUGGAACCCGUUGAUCCCACCGAAGCUCCAGAUUACUACAAAGUCAUCAAGGAACCUAUGGAUCUUCAAACAAUCGAGUUAAGGAUAACGGACCGGCAGUAUAAGAAGCUGAGUGAGUUCAUAGGUGACAUGACCAAGAUAUUCGACAACUGCCGAUACUACAAUCCGAGAGAAUCACCGUUCUUCAAGUGUGCCGAGUCCCUAGAAGCGUAUUUUGUGCAGAAAGUGAAAGGUUUGCGAGACAAGCUGGUGGACAACAAGUAGUGGAUUUGAACUUGUGUUCGGGAGGAAGGUCUGUUUGAAUCGAUCUCAUAAAGUUUUGUUUAUUAUAUUCGCCUCAAGACCUCAGCCACCAACGGUAUAAAAUCAAUGUUUAUUUUGUUCUAACAACCUGUUACAAAUUUAUGCCAUAUACUUUUGUAUGUUUAGUGCUGUUGUCGGUUAGCCGGUUGUGAUUAAAUUUCAAAUACCACCAAAAUCAAAUGUGGAAAUUUAAUUUGAUUAUUUACCAAAAUUGGAAACGAUUGCCUUAUAUAGAUUUGUAGAUGGUGUGUAAGUAGGAUGGAGCGGUGGUCUCGCAGAGUCGGCUCUUUGGACAACAAAUUUGUAAAGUGAUACAGGGUUUCUGUAUGUAUAUAGCCACAUGUACAAAUGUAAUAUAGAAUAAAUUAUUUCUAGAUCCGUAUUGACUCCUAGAGUGUUAAGUGUACAUACAGAGCAUAAUGUGACUCGUGAUUAACAUGGUUCUUUGCAUGGUCGAUGAGAAUAAUAUCUUAAAAGAGCUACCACUUGUGAUAAUUAUAUAAUUUUUAUUUUCUAUUUGAGAAACAAUAAAAUUCCAGUGGAAGUCUUUAUUGUUUAUAUUUGUAUUAAGAAAACAAUAGGAAUGAAUAGUUUAUUUUGGA
Homalodisca vitripennis (glassy-winged sharpshooter) is the source of this 2156-nucleotide messenger RNA. RefSeq names its product nucleosome-remodeling factor subunit NURF301-like. Gene Ontology annotation, cellular component: NURF complex. Gene Ontology annotation, biological process: regulation of transcription by RNA polymerase II. Gene Ontology annotation, molecular function: RNA polymerase II cis-regulatory region sequence-specific DNA binding. The record is from RefSeq and is a predicted model, not a curated record. Lineage: Eukaryota; Metazoa; Arthropoda; Insecta; Hemiptera; Cicadellidae.